AUGUACUAUGCAGAUCACCAUGGAUUUCCAAUUAUUACUUUCAUUGACACUCCAGGGGCAUAUGCUGACCUUAAAUCCGAGGAACUUGGCCAAGGGGAAGCAAUAGCUCAGAACUUAAGGACUAUGUUUGGUCUGAAAGUACCAAUUGUCUCAAUUGUAAUGGGAGAAGGUGGCUCUGGUGGAGCUCUGGCUAUUGGUUGUGCCAACAAACUAUUAAUGCUUGAAAAUGCAGUCUUCUAUGUUGCCAGCCCAGAGGCAUGUGCAGCAAUCUUGUGGAAGAGUGCUAAAGCUUCUCCAAAGGCAGCUGAGAAGCUAAAGAUAACAGCUAAAGAACUGUGCAAGCUAGAAGUUGCUGACGGCAUUAUCCCUGAACCUCUGGGUGGUGCGCAUGCUGAUCCAUAUUGGACCUCACAACAGAUAAAAACUGCAAUUGUUGAAUCAAUAGAUGAACUUGUAAAGAUGGACACAGAAAAACUGCUAAAACAUAGGGCUCAAAAGUUCCGUAAACUUGGUGGAUUUCAAGAGGGAAUUCCAAUAGAUCCAAAGAAAAAGGUCAAUAUGAAAAAGAAAGAAGAAGCCAUAGUUGUGUCUAAGACUUCAGAAGUGGAGUUGAGGGAUGAGGUUCAAAAACUGAAACAGCAGAUUCAGAAAGCUGGUAAAGCGUCUGCAGAUCAUCCAGAGCCAGGUCUCAAUGAGAUGAUAGAGAAGUUGAAAAGAGAGAUUGAUUACGAGUAUGAAGAAGCUGUAAAAGCUGUAGGUUUGGAGGACAAAAUUGUAAUGCUGCAUGAAGAAGUUGCAAAAGCAAGGAAUUUAAAAGACCAGCUCACACCAGCAUUAAAGGAAAAGAUUGAACAGUUGAAUGAUGAAUUUAACAAGAAUCUUUCCACAGCUCCUAAUUACUCCAGCCUGAAAUAUAAGCUUGAUAUGUUGAAGGAAUUAUCCAAAGCUCAGAAUAUGUCAGAAAAGAGCACCAACACUGACAAACUGAAAGCGGAAAUUGAUAAGAGAUUCAAAGAAGUCAUGGAUCGGCCUGAUUUAAAACAAAAGAUUGAGACAGUAAAAGGUGAAAUUGCAAAAUCAGGGGUGUCCGAUGUAGUUAAUUUAAACCAAGAUCUAAAGGAAAAAUUUGUGCAGUUGAGCAAAGAGUUAGAUUCAGAAUUUAAAGCUAUUCUUGAAUCUAUGGGUUUGCAGGUGUAUCCACGUUCAGCCCUAGAAGCGAAGGCAAAACUAGAUGCACUCAAUGAAGAAACUGAUAUGAUUAUAGAAGAUGUUAUCAAUUCCUCAAGUUUGAAAGACAAAAUUGAUCUGCUAAAGAUGGAAGUGGCAAGUGCUGGAAAUGCACCCGAUGCUGAGUCAAAAAAUAAGAUUCAGGCUUUGGAGGCAGAAAUCAAGCAGGCUGUUGCUGAGGCUGUAAGUUCCCCUGAACUGAAAGAGAAGUACGAGAAACUGCAGGCUGAGAUACUUGAAGCCACCAAAUCUUCUGUAGGAUCAGACGGAAGUUUGAAGCAAACCGCAGCUUUGUCUGAAUAUGAGAUUCUUAUAAAAUGA
Fraxinus pennsylvanica is the source of this 1548-nucleotide messenger RNA. The record is from the annotation of a GenBank genome assembly. NCBI's taxonomy places the organism in Eukaryota, Viridiplantae, Streptophyta, Magnoliopsida, Lamiales, Oleaceae.